Molecule: messenger RNA, 975 nt
Organism: Cylindrotheca closterium
Lineage: Eukaryota; Bacillariophyta; Bacillariophyceae; Bacillariales; Bacillariaceae
Source: the annotation of a GenBank genome assembly
AUGAAGCUCAGCCUUGUUGCUGCACUAUUGUCAUUGACCAGCAUUGCUGGUGCUAUCAGGCUCCCGUUUGCUGCUUCAGCUGGACGUUAUCAUGGAUCGAUGGCGCUGGAACAAGUAGUGCAAAUCCGUGGAGGAAUGCAACUAUUUGUCAAGACGCUGACUGGUAAAACAGUCUCCAUUGAAGUCGAAGAAGGAGAAUCCAUUGAAGAUGUCAAGGCAAAAAUUUCAGAAAAGGAGGGAAUUCCACCAGAACAACAACGAUUGAUUUUCGGAGGACAACAAUUGCAGGACUCCAAAACUUUGGAUGAUUAUGACGUUGGUGAUGAUGCAACUCUCCACCUUGUUCUUCGAUUAAGAGGUGGUAUGCAACUGUUUGUAAAGACACUAACUGGAAAGACAGUCUCCAUUGAAGUCGAAGAAGGAGAAUCCAUUGAAGAUGUCAAGGCCAAAAUUUCAGAAAAGGAGGGAAUUCCUCCAGAACAACAACGAUUGAUUUUCGGUGGGCAACAAUUGCAAGAUUCCAAAACUUUGGAUGACUAUGAUGUCGGUGAUGAUGCAACAUUGCAUCUUGUUUUGAGAUUGCGAGGGGGAAUUCUUGGAAAAGAUUCCUUCGAGGUGGAUGACGACUUUGUUAAGGAACACUUGAAAGGUUUGUCGGACGAUGAUCGCACGCUUAUGGAAUCAUUUGUGUCUCAAAGUGUGGAAGGAAGCGAAGAAGCUGCAUCGAACAAGGAAGUUCGCGUCCGAAGAGCCCUAUUUCGAAUUGGUGAUAUGAAUGAAAAAGUGGGAGAUGACAGCCCACUUUUCAACAUGCUUAGUGCGCAGCCAACAUCAGCUGGCGAAUUUAACUACAAGGGCAAAUUACUUGAGACGAAUGGAAAGAAGCCAACCAAGUUGACGAAACUUUUCAAGCGAAGAGACAAUGAGGGAAAGCUCCUUGAAUCAUUGAAGAAAAUGAAGCUUGAUGAACCAUAA